GGGGACUAUGGCUGAGAUUCCCCCCCUCACCCCCACCCUAGAGAAGCUGAAGCUGCACCCGGACUGCAGCCACUAUGGUUACCUGAACCGUGAGAAGUCAGUGCUGCCCGGCACGGAUGAUGCCACCAACUUCCGUGCCAUGCAGGAUGCCAUGGCGAUCAUCGGCUUCACACCCGCCGAGGUGACGGCGCUGCUGGAGGUGACGGCCGUGGUGCUCAAACUGGGCAACGUGGAGCUGAGCAGCUGCUUCCAGGCCAGCGGGAUGGAGGCAUCCAGCAUCCGCCGAGCCACGGGGUACGGU
Messenger RNA from Meleagris gallopavo (turkey), 301 nucleotides. The record is from RefSeq and is a predicted model, not a curated record. Lineage: Eukaryota; Metazoa; Chordata; Aves; Galliformes; Phasianidae.